Molecule: messenger RNA, 1143 nt
Organism: Akanthomyces muscarius
Lineage: Eukaryota; Fungi; Ascomycota; Sordariomycetes; Hypocreales; Cordycipitaceae
Exons: 3
Coding region: 1-1143 (380 amino acids)
Biological process (GO): transcription initiation at RNA polymerase II promoter; transcription by RNA polymerase II
Cellular component (GO): transcription factor TFIIF complex
Source: RefSeq, a predicted model, not a curated record
AUGGCGGACACUGGAUUUGUCAAGCCUGAUCCCGAGGCGAUGCCGGCUCCCAUCGACGAGGAGGACCUCUUCGAGGAUGCGGGCGACCUCGAGUUCUACGACAAGAACCACGCCAGCACGUUUGAGACGCUCUACCUCGCACGCAUCCCCCGCUACAUGUGGGAGGCCUGGCAGAAGCUCACCGACCGCCUCGACGACGACGACGAAGUUCAGAUUGGCACGCUGCGCACAUGGAACGAACCCGGCCUGGCGGACGCUGAAGGCAACGCUGGACCCGAAACCACCAGGCUGCGCAUGCUUUUAGACGCCGGCUGCGACGAGCAUCACACCAUUCCGCGCGAGUAUGACCUCGAUGUUCUCGACCGCGACGUCAAGAACCAUUUCAUCUUCACCGAGGAAGACCUGCCCAGCUACAAAGCCAAGAACAAGGAGCGCCAGGACCAGCUCAACGCGGGCAUUCCCGCGCAUAUACUGAGGCAGAAGGAGGCCGCCGCUGCCGCCGCCGCCGCCUCCAGCAGCGGCGGCGGUGGUCCGCAGCGAAACACGUAUGACCGCAAAAGUCGCUUCCAGCCGUACUUUCGCAAGGCGAUCCCGAAAAAAACCAAGGUUUUCGGCAAGAUUCAUUAUGAUGUUCGUGUAGAGCCGCGCAACACGGGUGAAGAGGAGAGAUACCUUGGACAGCAGCUUUUCCAAGCCGAACACUCGAAAGCCAAGCUUCAGAUCAUCAGCAGAAACACGGCGUCGUCCAUCGUCAACCCUGGCACUGCUGGCGCCGUUGGCUGGGCUGGCGGCUUUAUUAAAAACACGCCCUCUCUCGUCAAGCCGAAAAAGGGCGAGCACUUCAAGGCCGCUCGUAUCGCCAAGAACCAGCUUCUCGAUCUUAUUUUCGACUGUUUCCGCCAGUAUCAGUAUUGGUCUAUGAAGGCGCUCCGCCAGCGCACGCAGCAGCCCGAGUCGUGGCUGCGCGAGAAUCUCGACGAGGUGGCCGUGCUCAACAAGUCUGGACCCUUUGCCAACCACUACUGCCUCAGCGAGGCCUACAGAGACAAGGGAGGCAACGAAGCCAGAGCGGCCGCCGCCGAUACUGUGGACGAUGGCGAUGAUGACGAGCCCGAUGAGAUGGAGGAUGUUGUUCUUGCUUAG